Messenger RNA from Cyphellophora europaea CBS 101466, 510 nucleotides. RefSeq lists its product as uncharacterized. The record is from RefSeq and is a predicted model, not a curated record. The coding region runs from base 1 to 510 and encodes 169 amino acids. The transcript has 4 exons. Lineage: Eukaryota; Fungi; Ascomycota; Eurotiomycetes; Chaetothyriales; Cyphellophoraceae.
AUGUCCGCCGAUACGUCAGAUCUCAAAAAGGUCGACUCGGCUGUCGCUGGCCUCGAUGCAGGCAAGAAGCGAAGAACGACCUCAAGCGCGCCUGGUGUUAUGAACAUCAACGACCUGGAGGCUGAAGGUACAAAGAUCAAGAUUGCUGCCGAGACACAACAGACGGGUUGGUAUAUAAACACCUCUCCCAGCACCGUUGGAGACCCCGCGAUCCUCAAGGUUAUGCUCACUGAGCCCCCAAUUAAGAAGAUCGACUUGCACUUUCCUCUUGGCCUCGAGGUCACUGCUCGCAAUCUGAAGGGUGUCACAAUCAAGGAUGCUCUAGACGCAAUUCACAAGCAGUUCAAGAAGAAGGCUGACGACGAACUCGACCUACCAUAUCUGAAGGGCUUCGAAUGGGACCCCGAGGAGAGCUGGACGAGGCUAAAGGUCCACCAGGCCAAGGAUGCUGGUCCCGUCGGCGGUGGCGGCGGUGGCAAGAAGAAGGGCAAGAAGAAUGCUGAAGAGUAG